AUGAACCGGGAGAUGACAGCAAUGUUCCCCAAUGGCAUCAGAGCCUUGAUUGUGGACGAUGAUGCAAGGUUCAUCAAGUCAUCUUCUAUGCUUCUUUCUCUCCUAAACUUCAAAGUGGCCUCUUGCGGGAGCCCUACAUCUGCACUUAAGUUCCUCUCUGGAGACAAGAACAAAGACGUCGACGUGGUCCUCGUCAACGCUGAGAAGUCUACCACCUGCGGCUUCGACUUCCGUGGCAUUGUCGAGUCCGAUCUGGCCAUCCCGGUCAUCUACUUGCUACCUGGAGAAGAAGGCCAAGGGGCCGACGACGGCCGCCGCGUGGUUCCCGCCGCCGCCGUUCACGCAUUUAUGGCCGGCGGCUCCAUUUCCACCACCGUCGUAGACGAGGAAAGGGAAGACGAAGAUCGGAUCCACUUCAAGGUGGUGGGCGCCGGCGGGAGAGGCCGCAAGAGGAAGAGCGGCUGCAACACCGUCGCCGCCGGCUCCUCCGGGACCACCGUCACAGGAGGCCAGACAGGCAAGAGACAGGGGAAGAUGAACGUGACAGGAGAGCACGAGAGGGACGCCGUGUCUACCCAGCAACAGCCUGCGACCCAGAAAGCAGCGCUACCUUUGGUGCGCCAGCAGCAGCAGCAACCCGCGGCAGCAACUACUAUCGAGGCCAUUGCUACACCACCCCGCUGGAACCAACCCGCGGCCGGCAACGUCGCCUUUGGCAACAUCGCACCGCCGACGGCAGUAGCAAACCACAUGGCUACCACCGUCACAUACGAGCCGGAGUUCUCCCGCGGCGGCAACGGCAACCAGCAGCAGCAGAACGUUUGUCCGCCGCUGAUGUUCGGGCCGUUCCCAUACCAGGGCCCGCCGCCGCCCGUGCUGAAGCAGGCCAUGUCGUUCCUGCCGCUGCCGCGAUACAGUGGGACUGAGAGCGUCGGUGGCGCAACCGUCGGAGCUUCUGCUGCAGCUGCAGGAGAGCACAGCAACGCCGCCACUUUUCUUCUUCGGACCCUGAACCUUGGUACAGAACCAGAUGGCCACGACGAGCUCUCAGCCACGAUGGCCAUGUACUCUGAGUCCACCAAUCCACCGGUGGCCAAGGCAGCAGCUACAGCAGCAAUGUACAGCGACAGCUCUAGCGCACUCAUGGCGCCUCAGCCGCAGCAAAUUGGUCACGGUGUGAUGGCAGGAUUGGCAGCAAAUAGGGCAGAAGCCACGGGCGCACUCAACACCAACAGCUACAUCAACUACAGCGCUGCAGCAGCCGUGGCGCCUCAGCAUGUUGGUCACGGUGUGGCACCAAAACAUGCAGCAGCAGCCAGACAAGAAGUACUCAACAAUGGCGACGACUUCAGCACCUACAGCACAUCACUCAUGCCCCCUAAUCAGGUUCUUAAAAUGGCUUCGAAUGUGAAUGAGCUGACAAUGGCAGAAGGAGCAUUUUUCAGCAACGCCAACGACGAAGCAUCGUUCACGGCGCCUCAGGAUCUCGCCGCGGCGCCAGAUGGUGAUCAGCUUGCACCAGGAGCGCUGGAAGCCAUCAGUGCAUCGCUCAUGGGGUCUCCGGGACCUGGCGCGGCGAUGGAUGGGAACCCUGGCCUCGAGCUCGAGGCAAUGUUUUCUCCUGAUCAGUACGACAACACCAUGUUCCCACUGGAAGCUCUCCUGGGGCUGGAUGAUGCUCCCGUGUAUGAGGCCGGCGUAGACUACCAGCAGGGUGGCGCAGCUGGCGGGACCGCCGGCGAUGCUGCAGGGACCUCGCUGAUCGGCGGUGCUGAUGACAACCUUGACGUCCUGGAUGAUUAUUUGUUCAUGGACAGCACUGGGGAUUUCAACAAUGGCCGCGAGUAA
Messenger RNA from Miscanthus lutarioriparius, 1848 nucleotides. The record is from the annotation of a GenBank genome assembly. NCBI's taxonomy places the organism in Eukaryota, Viridiplantae, Streptophyta, Magnoliopsida, Poales, Poaceae.